GUUGAAGUUAUGCAAGAGAGCUCGGCUUGUUCUCAACAUUCAACAGGCGCCCAGUCCUCCAUCGCAGUCGACCACCGACAGCCUCACAAGGUCCUCGUUCCCGUAGACGUCGAAGCACUCGCCCAGAAGAAAACCUGGUCGUAUCAGCCGACCAGCCUGCGGUCGACAGGACGCCGUGGUCAGAGGGGUAACAUUGACCGGAAUAGCCGCGUUUCUCACGGGCGACUCCGCUCUGCGCCCCAGCCGCCGACGCCCGUCUCCCUCUCCCCCUCACCCAUCCUCCGCCAUGACAGACCUGCAUCUGCAGGACAAUAGAUCAGCGUAUUCGCUCGCGACGGUCCACGACCCACCGUCGCCUUCUGCGCGCACGUCGCUCCUUUCGCAUGCCGACGAACCCCAGUAUGGCACGACACCACCCGCCGGGCCCUCGAACAAGCGGAUCCUCUUCACCGCGACGCUGAAGAUGGCCGCCAUCUUCAUCGUCAGCACAUUGUUUCUCGGCGGAACACUUUGGCUCGCGCUGCCAACACUAGACGAGGAGGACCGCCCAGAUCUUCGCAUCCCCAAAUCGUUUGCUCAGCUGCAGGCACUGAACGCUCUCCUUAAGAAGUACCGUGAUAUUUAUCCCUACCGCAUCGUUGUCUGCUAUGUUAUAACCUACCUAUUCCUACAAGCGUUCUCGCUUCCCGGGUCGAUGUACCUGUCCAUCCUCGGUGGCGCUGUGUGGGGCGUCCCGCGCGCCAUUCUGCUUGCAUGCACAUGCGUAGCGUGCGGCGCGACGCUCUGCUACCUCAUCAGCGCCGCGCUCGGGCCCGCCCUUCUCACGAUGCCCAAGUAUAAAGCGCGCGCCGACGUCUGGGCAGACAAGAUCAGCGCACAGCGCGACAACCUCAUCUCGUACCUCAUCGUGCUCCGCAUCGCACCGCUCCCGCCGCACUGGGUCGUGAACGUCCUCUGCCCCCACCUCGGGAUUGGCAUCUUGCCGUUCUGGACUAGCACAUGGCUCGGCAUCCUCGGGGUGACUGUCAUCCACACCACGAUCGGCGGCAGCCUCGACGAGAUGACGUCCCCGGACGAUUUCCACCUCAUCUCAUGGAAGAACUUCUUCAUGCUCGCCGCCGUCGUCGUCGGCGUGAUGAUUCCCGUUGGCCUGCGCUACUUCUUCAAGCGCGAGCUCGCAACCGUCGUCGAUGUCGAGGCGGACGCGGAGAGCCUCGCCGAGCAGUACCGCGACGACGCGAGCGACGUCAUCCUUGCGCAGGGCCCCGCCGUCGGCCCCGGCAAGGGCAAGGACACGAAGCUCAUCAGCCUCUCGGACGAUGAGGACGACUACUCGGACGGCGAUCCGGACGAGGACAUCAUCCUCGAAGCAGGACCUGCGCUUGUCGUGAAGGCGGAUGAGCCCGCAGAGCCGGCUCGCCGGGAGUGGCGACAAGAGGAUUUGCUGUGACGAUGUUAUGACUCCCCCCGUCGGGUACGCGGACGCUUGCGAAGUGCUCGGAGGUAUGAUGAGAUAGAUGUGUACGCUUAAUAACCGCCGACCGAUGCUUCCCUCCCUUGUGUUAGUUAGAUCCAUGGAUUCGGUUCUUGAGGUAACAUAUUUUCUGUAGUUGCAUUGCUGCUGUAUGAUGACGAAUAGUGUAUCCAUGAUACAGUUUGUGGUUUUGGUUUCCUGCCGACAGCC
Rhodofomes roseus is the source of this 1684-nucleotide messenger RNA. Its product is annotated as oxalate transporter. NCBI's taxonomy places the organism in Eukaryota, Fungi, Basidiomycota, Agaricomycetes, Polyporales, Fomitopsidaceae. The record is from RefSeq and is a predicted model, not a curated record. Gene Ontology annotation, cellular component: endoplasmic reticulum membrane. The transcript is spliced from 3 exons. The coding region runs from base 287 to 1450 and encodes 387 amino acids.